Menidia menidia (Atlantic silverside) is the source of this 210-nucleotide messenger RNA. The record is from the annotation of a GenBank genome assembly. Lineage: Eukaryota; Metazoa; Chordata; Actinopteri; Atheriniformes; Atherinopsidae.
AUGGAAUCUCAAGGCACAGCAGGAUUGUCGACGGCCGCCUUGGUGGCCAUUGCUUGCAACACAUUUGUUGCAUUCCUGCUCCUCCUGCUCUGUCUGAUUGUCUAUCGAGCCUGCAUGGUCCCCUCUAGCCCAGAGAGCCUGCCGGUGUUGGCUCUGAGUGAAGCGGAGGCCCAGCAGAUGAGUGAGCACAAGUACCUCUUGACCUCCUGA